Messenger RNA from Nicotiana attenuata, 3850 nucleotides. RefSeq names its product ATP-dependent zinc metalloprotease FTSH 12, chloroplastic. Gene Ontology annotation, cellular component: chloroplast thylakoid membrane; m-AAA complex. The transcript has 19 exons. Gene Ontology annotation, molecular function: metalloendopeptidase activity; ATP-dependent peptidase activity; ATP hydrolysis activity. The record is from RefSeq and is a predicted model, not a curated record. The coding region runs from base 167 to 3178 and encodes 1003 amino acids. Gene Ontology annotation, biological process: mitochondrial protein processing; protein-containing complex assembly; embryo development ending in seed dormancy. Lineage: Eukaryota; Viridiplantae; Streptophyta; Magnoliopsida; Solanales; Solanaceae.
AAAAAAGUACAUAUUACUUAAACCAAGGCCUGCAGAUAAACCUCUAAAAAACCCCAAGUCCUUCGCGGAGACAAUUUCAGUUUCUCCGACCAGCUUCCAUAGCCGAAACUGCACUCUUGGGUCUUCCAGUUGCUGCGCAAACGGUUCUCUACACCCCAACUUCUCCAUGCAUCUAACCGCAAUAACUUCUCACCCGCCGAAUCCAAUAAUACAUUCAUCUUCAACACCACUCGUCCUCAACCCCCUCUUUCUCAGAUUACCCUUCAAAUGCCGACGAAAAUUGAAAAGACCUACAUUUUCAGCUUCUUCUUCUUCUUCGAACACUAAUAAUAAUAAUAAUCCUGAAGGGUUCUCUUGGCUGCGCCUUUCCCAGUCCAUUCGCCGCGGUUCAGAACUGUUCGUCAAGCAAUUGGGUGACUCUGUGAAGAAAGAGACCGGUUUUGAUUUUGACGAUGCUAAAAAUAUAGUCGCAGAAUUUUCUGGUCGAGCUGUUGACUCUGCCAAAAAGGGGCAAAUUCACCUCCAACAUUUUAAGUCCGAGUUGUUUCCCGACUUCUUAAAUUGGAACAAAUUCGAGUCCUGGAAGGACAUCAAGAAAUGGGAUUCAAAGAGAGUUGGUGUCUUCAUUGUGUAUGUUAUAGUCACGGUAUUUUCUUGUCAAAAAAUAUAUAUGGCAAUUCGAGCUCCUAUGAUCAAUAGGGAGCGAAAAGAACUUACAGAGGCAUACAUGGAGGCACUGAUUCCUGAACCUACUCCUGUUAAUGUCAAAAGAUUCAAGAAAGGUCUGUGGAGGAAGACUACCCCCAAAGGUUUAAAGUUAAAGAAGUUCAUUGAAGCAGCAGAUGGAACUCUUAUUCAAGAUAGUUCCUACAUUGGUGAAGAUGCUUGGGAAGAUGACACAGGCAGUCAUGAUAUGAAAGAGGUGAUAGAACGUGAUACUAGAUUGAGAGUAGAGGAUAAAGAGACUCUGAAAGAGAAUCUUGGAAUUUCAGCUGAAAAUCAGGAUAUGAGUGGAACAUGGCGUGAAAGGCUUCAAGCAUGGCACGAAAUUCUUAGAAAGGAGAAGAUGGCAGAACAAUUAGAUUCAGUAAAUUCAAGGUAUGUGGUUGAAUUUGACAUGAAGGAAGUGGAGAACAGCCUUCGCAAAGAUGUGGUUGAGAAGACAAGAGAAACCCAAGGAGCCAGGGCAUUGUGGAUCUCCAAAAGAUGGUGGAGAUAUCGUCCUAAACUUCCUUAUACCUAUUUUCUUCAGAAGCUUGAUACUUCUGAGGUGGCUGCUAUAGUAUUCACGGAGGAUCUGAAGAGAGUGUUUGUCACAAUGAAAGAAGGAUUCCCACUUGAAUAUAUUGUUGAUAUUCCACUAGAUCCUUUCUUAUUUGAGAUGAUAUCAAGUUCUGGAGCUGAAGUUGAUCUACUUCAGAAGCGGCAAAUUCAUUACUUUCUCAAAGUUCUUUUUGCUUUAUUGCCUGGCAUACUGAUUUUGUGGUUUAUAAGAGAAUCUAUGAUGCUUCUGCACAUCACGACAAAGCGCCUCCUCUAUAAGAAAUAUAAUCAACUUUUCGAUAUGGCUUAUGCUGAAAAUUUUAUUUUGCCAGUUGGAGAAGUUGGUGAGACGAAAUCGAUGUAUAAAGAGAUAGUAUUGGGAGGAGAUGUUUGGGAUCUUUUGGAUGAAUUGAUGAUUUAUAUGGGAAAUCCAAUGCAAUAUUAUGAGAAAGAUGUCAAAUUUGUGCGGGGUGUGCUUCUGUCUGGGCCUCCUGGAACAGGCAAAACACUGUUCGCUCGGACACUUGCAAAGGAAAGUGGGAUGCCUUUUGUAUUUGCUUCUGGUGCAGAGUUCACUGAUAGUGAAAAAAGUGGUGCUGCACGAAUCAAUGAAAUGUUUUCUAUUGCUAGGAGAAAUGCUCCAGCUUUUAUAUUUAUAGAUGAGAUUGAUGCUAUUGCUGGAAGGCAUGCAAGAAAUGAUCCGCGCAGGAAAGCAACAUUUGAGGCUCUGAUUGCUCAGCUUGAUGGGGAGAAAGAAAAAACUGGUGUUGAUAGGUUUUCACUAAGACAAGCUGUCAUAUUCAUCUGUGCUACCAAUCGGCCAGAUGAACUCGACUUAGAAUUUGUCCGCCCUGGACGUAUUGACAGACGGGUGUAUAUUGGUUUACCAGAUGCAAAGCAACGAGUGCAAAUUUUUGGAGUUCACAGUGCUGGGAAGCAGCUUUCAGAGGAUGUUGACUUUGAGAAACUUGUCUUUCGUACAGUUGGAUAUUCUGGAGCAGACAUAAGAAAUCUAGUCAAUGAAGCUGGAAUAAUGUCUGUAAGGAAAGGACAUUCUAAGAUCGACCAGAAGGAUAUUAUUGAUGUUUUGGACAAGCAAUUGCUUGAGGGUAUGGGUGUGCUCCUGACAGAGGAAGAGCAGCAAAAGUGUGAGCAGAGUGUAUCUCGUGAAAAAAGACGAUUGUUGGCAGUCCAUGAAGCUGGUCACAUUGUCUUGGCGCACUUGUUCCCUCAAUUUGAUUGGCAUGCUUUUUCUCAGCUUCUACCUGGUGGCAAGGAAACUGCGAUAUCCGUUUUCUACCCUAGAGAAGAUGUGGUUGAUCAAGGUUAUACAACCUUUGGUUACAUGAAAAUGCAAAUGGUAGUAGCUCAUGGAGGGCGCUGUGCAGAACAUAUUAUAUUUGGUGAUGACAUUACUGAUGGAGGAAUAGAUGAUCUAGAAAAGAUUACAAAGAUUGCUCGGGAAAUGGUGAUAAGUCCUAGAAACUCCAGGUUGGGCCUUACUGCUUUGACAAAGAGAUUAGGAUUGGGUGAUCGGCCUGAUAGUCCUGAUGGUGAGAUUAUAAAAUAUAAGUGGGAUGAUCCUCAUAUAAUUCCUGCUAAUAUGACAGUUGAAGUUUCUGAGCUAUUUACUCGUGAAUUGACAAGGUAUAUUGAUGAGACAGAAGAACUUGCAAUGAGGGGAUUGAUGGCCAACAGACAUAUACUGGAUUUAAUUUCCAAUGAGCUUCUUGAACACUCGAGGAUAACUGGAUUGGAAGUAGAAGACAAAAUUAGAGGGUUAAGCCCUACCAUGUUUGAAGAUUUUGUGAAGCCUCUUCAAAUAAACAUGGAGGAGGAAGGACCAUUGCCUCAUAAUGACCGUUUGAGUUAUCAACCGCUGGACAUUUAUGCCGCACCCCUCCACAGAUGUUAAAAUCAGUGGUGGCAGUAGGAAUUUUGUGGUCAGACUAGUAUGGGAAGUCGUCAAGUAGUGAAAAUUGGGGCGCAGAUAAUAGAGAGGGAAUUACCUUUUUUCACAUCAACUCCUUCGUGAAGUUCCAACGCAAGUGCCAAUGGAAAUACUGCUAAAAUACAGAUACGUUGGGUAGGCCUGUGCACUGUUUCAUUUCUUGGCUCUGGUAUUCAUCUUUUUGUCUCUCGCCUUUUUCUUCUCUUUUUCCUUUCCCUUAUAUUAUUUCAUGCUUUAUUUAGAGGAACUUUGUAUAAGAAGGUUUAUUAAGAGUUGUAAUGAUGUGCGGGUGUUGGAUAAUAAGUUUGUGUCUUCUUAGAUUUGAUUCUGUGGAUCUUCCGAUGUUUGUGCCUACGCAUUGGAAGCAUUUGGUUAUUACCUGAAAAUUAAGGGAUUAAAGCAAGGGAGGGAACAACCCUCCUGGACAAGCGAAAAAAGAAGAAAAAAGGUUCAGGUGAAGCCAAGUGAUAGCUAAGAGAAAGCACGAGGAAGAGAACAGAGAGCUCAGCAGUUGGAGAGUUUGAUGAUCGAUCACGUUCUUUGUAUAAAGCAUGUUUUUUCCCCCAAUGCUUUGCAUAACUGAUUUUAAGACUAUUUAUGCAUCAUUAUAUUGCAAAGCUUAUAUUUUGCUAACUA